This is a messenger RNA of Aspergillus clavatus NRRL 1, 1131 nucleotides long. RefSeq lists its product as uncharacterized. Lineage: Eukaryota; Fungi; Ascomycota; Eurotiomycetes; Eurotiales; Aspergillaceae. Bases 1 to 1131 code for a protein of 376 amino acids. The record is from RefSeq and is a predicted model, not a curated record. The transcript has 2 exons.
AUGAACCCCAUAACCUGGCUCCUCGCCCUCCUCCAACGCCUCUGGCGCUUCCUCUUCGCAUCCAAACGCGAUGAGAACCUCUAUAGUCUAGACCAUGCCAUCCUCCACAUCCAAGUGCCCCCUCCAAGCCUAUGGAUGAACAUGGGUUACUGGAAGACCGAAACCACCCUCUCCGGCGCCAGCCAAGCCCUAUUAACCCAGGUCCUCAUCGCCGCGCGCCUCCUCAGCCCAGACGGCCACCCGGUCGCCCACCCACCCCGCCGCCGGCUACACCUGCUCGACGUCGGCAUCGGCUGCGGCGACCAAACCCUAUCCCUGAUCCAGAGCCAGCGACUCGUCGACGUCGACGUCGAAGACGCUGCCGGCACGGUCGCGGCGGCCCCGCAGCACCAGCACCAACACCAGCACCAGCCGCUCUUCGACUCGUACACGGGGCUCACGAUCGCGCCGACGCAAGCCGCCACGGCGCGCGCCCGCGUCGCCGCGCUCCCAAGCAGAAGCAGCCACAGCCACAGCCACAGCCACAGUCGUACCCCGGCGUGUAAAACGCAGAUCUUCUGCGCCGACGCGGCGGAUCCAAGCUCGUGGCCGGUGGAAAUCCACGCGUCCCUCCGGUCGCGCACCAAGGGUCAAGACGAAAACGAAAACGAAACCGAAAACGAAGACGAAGACGAAGAAAACGAAAACGAAAACGAAACCUGGCUCCUCGCCCUCGACACGCUGUACCAUUUCCGGCCAUCGCGACGUGCCCUGCUGCAGCACGCGGCGCGCGAGCUGCGCGCCUCGCUGAUGGCGUUUGACCUGCUGCUCUCGGAGACGGCGUCGUGGUGGCAGCGCCUGGUGCUGCGGGCCAUCUGCUGGGUGACGGGGACGCCGUAUGCGAAUUUCGUGACGCGGGCCGAGUACGAGGCGCUGCUGGUUGGGGGUGGCGGGUAUGCGCUGGCGGACGUCGAGGUGCGCGAUGUCUCCGGGGAGGUGUUUGCGGGGUUGGCGGGGUUUCUUGCGCGGCGGGAGAGGGAGUUGAGGCCGUUUGGGAUUGGGGUGGGCAAGUUUCGGGGGGCACGGGUGGUGUUUGACUGGUGGGCGAGGAGUGGUGUUGUCCGGGGGGUGGUGGUGGUAGCUAGACGAUAG